Messenger RNA from Drosophila santomea, 1158 nucleotides. RefSeq names its product gustatory receptor 68a (gene Gr68a). Lineage: Eukaryota; Metazoa; Arthropoda; Insecta; Diptera; Drosophilidae. Gene Ontology annotation, cellular component: neuronal cell body; axon; dendrite. Gene Ontology annotation, biological process: sensory perception of taste. Bases 1 to 1158 code for a protein of 385 amino acids. The record is from RefSeq and is a predicted model, not a curated record. The transcript has a single exon.
AUGAAGAUCUUCCAGGACAUUUGGCCUAUAUCCUGGCCCUCGCAGAUCCUAGCUAUACUGCCAUUCUAUAGUCGAGACGUGGAGGAUAGCUUUCGCUUGGGAGGAUUGGGUCGCUGGUAUGGACGUCUGGUGGCCCUGAUUACACUGCUUAGCUCAUUGACACUCGGCAAGGAUGUGCUCUUCGCCUCCAGGGAGUACAGAUUGGUGGCCAACGCCCAGGGUGACACCGAGGAGAUCAACAGGACCAUAGAGACGCUUCUGUGCAUCAUCAGCUAUACAAUGGUGGUACUAUCGAGUGUCCAGAAUGCAUCCAGACACUUUCACACUCUGCGCGAUAUUGCCAAAAUCGAUGAGUUCCUGCUGGCCAACGGUUUCCGGGAGAACUACAGUUGUCGCCAUCUGGCCAUCCUGGUCACCUCUGGAGCAGCAGGUGUCCUUGCUGUGGCCUUUUACUAUAUUCACUAUCGCAGUGGCAUUGGCCUCAAAAGGCAGAUCAUCCUGCUCGUGAUCUACUUCCUCCAGCUGCUAUACUCCACUCUAUUGGCCUUGUACCUCAAGACACUGAUGAUGAACUUGACACAAAGAAUUGUAUUUCUUAAUCAGAAACUGGACACAUUUAAUCUUCACAUGGACAACUGGCGUGAGUUGAGUAAUCUGAUAGAGGUGCUCUGCAAAUUUCGCUACAUCACCGAAAAUAUAAAUUGCGUGGCCGGAGUUUCGUUGCUAUUCUACUUCGGUUUCUCCUUCUAUACGGUCACAAAUCAGAGUUACUUGGCCUUUGCCACAUUGACCGCCGGCUCGUUGAGAUCCAAAGAAGAAGUGGCUGAUACCAUUGGAUUGUCAUGUAUCUGGGUUUUGGCCGAAACCAUCACUAUGACUGUAAUUUGCAGUGCAUGUGACUGCCUGGCAUCGGAGGUGAAUGGUACGGCACAGAUCCUGGCGAGGAUUUACGGAAAGAGCAGGCAGUUCCAGAACCUCAUCGACAAGUUUCUAACGAAGAGCAUCAAACAGGAUCUUCAGUUCACCGCCUACGGAUUCUUCUCCAUCGACAACUCCACUCUCUUCAAGAUCUUCUCGGCAGUUACGACCUAUCUGGUGAUUCUCAUUCAGUUUAAGCAGCUGGAGGACUCCAAGGUGGAGGACAUUAGCCAGGCUUAA